AUGAUUAUUUACUCUCUCAAUAUUAGAGGUGGUGGUAAGAGAGUGAAGAGGAGGAGAAUUGGUUUCAACAUCCAAAAGGGAAGGGCGGACAUAGCUUUUAUUCAAGAAACUAAACUGAAUGCUUUUCACCAUAAGUAUGCCGAGGAGUUGUGGGGUAACGAUUUGGUGGAAUGGUCCCAUAUGGAGGCGGUAGGGGCAUCGGGGGGAAUUCUAACAAUGUGGAAGAAAGAUUUUUUCAGCUUGCUUUAUAGCUUUCGGGGCGAAGGAUUCUUAGGAGUGUGCGUGGAAAAAGAUAAUACUAGAAUUUACUUUGUUAAUAUUUAUGCCUCUUGUGACCACAACAUUAGAAUGGCUUCUUGGAAGAAGUUAGUGGAUCUCAAAAGAAAGAGUGUAGCCGGGAUGUGGUGUUUAGGAGGUGAUUUCAAUAUAGUCUCGUCUUUGGAAGAGAGAGUUGGGAUUUCUAAUAAGAACUACAAGAGGGAGAUAGAAGGUUUCAAUGAGUUCAUUGUUGACAUGGACUUGGUGGAUCCCCCUACCAUAGGAGGAAAGUUCACUUGGUCCAACAAAAGCGAUAGUGCGUUGAGUAGAUUGGAUAGAUUUCUAUUAUCCAACUCUUUUGUUGAUGUUUGGAAGGUAGAAGGUCAAUCUAUAGGUGAAAGAGAUGUCUCAGAUCAUGCUCCCAUUUGGAUCAAAGACAACAAGAGAGAUUGGGGACCUAAACCUUUUAGAUUCAACAAUCUUUGGUUUUCUCAUGAAGAAUUCUUUAAUUUUGUGGAGGUGGAAUGGAAAAAGUUAGAGGUGAAGGGAAGAGGGGACUAUUGCUUGGUGGAGAAGUUGAGAGCUAUUAAAAACAAAAUUCGGAUAUGGAAUAAAGAGAUUUUCGGAUGGAUUGAUCUCAACAUAGAAGAAGCGGGGAAAGAAAUGCACUUUUUAGAUAACAAGUUUGCUCAUUUUGCAGGUAAUGUUCCGGAGGCGAUUGUUCUUCAAAGAUCGAAGGCGGCUAUUGAUUUUUGGAACAACCUUUACAAAAAGGAAGGUUAUCUCCGUCUCAAGUCGAGGCAAUUGUGGUUAUCUGAUGGUGAUAGUAACACGCAUUUUUUCCAUAAUUCCCUUAAAGCUAGAAGAAGGAGGAAUGCUUUAUGUUCUCUUUCCUCUAAUAGAGGAGUGUUGGAGAACGUGGUGGAGAUUAAAGACUAUGUUCAUGAUUUUUUAAGUCUUUUUUUGAUGAAGACUUUGAGAGAAGGCCGUCUUUUGGGGAUUUGGGUUUGA
This is a messenger RNA of Vicia villosa (hairy vetch), 1269 nucleotides long. RefSeq lists its product as uncharacterized. Gene Ontology annotation, molecular function: catalytic activity. Bases 1 to 1269 code for a protein of 422 amino acids. The record is from RefSeq and is a predicted model, not a curated record. NCBI's taxonomy places the organism in Eukaryota, Viridiplantae, Streptophyta, Magnoliopsida, Fabales, Fabaceae. The transcript has a single exon.